Molecule: messenger RNA, 1541 nt
Organism: Cucurbitaria berberidis CBS 394.84
Lineage: Eukaryota; Fungi; Ascomycota; Dothideomycetes; Pleosporales; Cucurbitariaceae
Exons: 2
Coding region: 87-1403 (438 amino acids)
Source: RefSeq, a predicted model, not a curated record
AGACAACAACAUCAGCUGCAUAGUCCAGGGAUACCACCACAAUACGCACGUCUCACCAAGCAAACAUACUAGAAUGAAUUGAGAACAUGUCCUCGUUCAAUUACGACCGUUAUGACCGCGGCCAGUCGUCGUCCAGCCGCCGCAGCACCUUGGGCUACUACGUACCACUCAUCCUGACGGUUACAGUUGCGACAGCUGGGCUAGCAGCUUGGGUCUGGAGCGCGCGAGAGGGCUCGGAAGACUAUAGUUCAGAUGAAGAUCUGAGUUAUGGAGAAGACAGCAGUCGCGAGAAGUCGCACGGCAAAGCACCCCGAGGCCCUACACAGCGCGACAACACGGGUCUACCACAAGGCGCGGUCCGCGAAGACGAGACUACCUUCCUGGGACGCGCGCAGGGCAUCAUCAGACGUACCCCAAGCCCACAACAAGUUUUCGACACAGUGAGCAAGAAGACGGUCGCGGGGUUGGCGGCUGCAGGAGCCGCAGCUGGAGCCGCACUCGCGUCGAUUCGCGAGGAGGACAAAGACGACUUUGGCGACCACAGUAGGUGGUCUGAGGAGGCAGCUAUACGACGCAAUGUGGAAGCGCAGUCAAGGGAGAGCGCAGCCGCGGUGGAUACACAGACCAAGAGCUUCGCGGCGAGUGUAAAGACCGGGCCAUCGACGGGCAAGAGGAAGACGGUCGUGCUCGUUGUGUCUGCCGAGAGCUUGAUGGAUAGGGCUGACGACGACGGGAGCUAUCGGUCAGAGAAUGCUACGAUCCUGUCAUACCUCCCCGACACCGACUUUAACAAGAUUAAGCUCUUCGUUCUCAUCUACUCGCCCUCCCUACGCUCACGCCCACAGUCCCGUGCUGGUACUUCCUCCCUAGGCGAUUCGUACUCUGCUAUAUCAACACCCGCACGCACGCCAGGCGAGGAGCUCCAGUCUAUCGACCCGCAGCCCGAGGACACACAUACUGUCUAUACGCCUGCUCUUUCGGCGCGCAGCUCUGACAACAUUCUGUGGAGCACACUGCACGCGCAAGCCCUUCGUCUCGUCGAGGAGCCCGCCAUGGUAAUGCCCUUUAGUACGCCUACCGGGUAUGUCCAUAUGCUGCGACACAUUGGCCCCGAUCUUGUAUAUGUUGUCGACGCGCUUAGCGGUGUAAACGGGGCAAACAUCGAGGAUCUCAAGAGGUGGGUCGGCCAGACCAUCGUUGUGGUCGGUAGCGACGGCACCGGGCUUGGCGGCCUUGUCGACACAGACGAUGAAGGCCCGGCACGCAAGGGCAAGUCAUCAGAGCAUGCCGUGUCGAAAUGGUGGGAGAGCGCGGAUAUUGUUGGUCUGGGCAAAGGUGUCGAGGUCGUUGAUGCGUCUAGACUCUCAGAUGAUUACGAAAGGAGGAUCGGUGGACGCGACUAAGUUGUUUACCGUUGAUAUGAGUUGGACGAUAACCCUUUUGUUUUGCCUGUUGUUGAUUGAUUAGGUAGCACUUUAUGUACAUGUCACGAAGGAUGAAUACAACUCUCUGUCUCUCUCGGUCUCAUUGACAGCCUCCCC